Molecule: messenger RNA, 345 nt
Organism: Cooperia oncophora
Lineage: Eukaryota; Metazoa; Nematoda; Chromadorea; Rhabditida; Trichostrongylidae
Source: the annotation of a GenBank genome assembly
AUGGAGGAUCCUGACGCUGAAGAGACGCGUCACUUUGUCGAUCAGCUUAAUGCGAUCUCGGAAUCGUUCCUAGCCAAAGCUCCAAGUCGCGAGAAGAUCAGAAAACGCGUGCUUUACCAACAGAAGAAUGUGACUGAGAAAGGUGAGGUAUUCUUGGAUCCAAAUACGCUCUCACCGGAUGGGACCAUCGCUCUCGCUGACUUGGAAUGGACAAACGAUGGUUCGCUCCUCGCGUACGCUUUGAGCGAAAAUGGUAGCGAUUGGACGACUGUUAAGGUAUGUUCAUCAUCUGUUCCACAUCUGAUUCGAGACGAACUGUUCACUCACCUCCGAGGACGGUCCUAG